GAUUAUUUGUGUCUUUAUAUUAUCUUUGGAUUGAUAGCCUUCAAUCGGGACUUGACCAUAGGGAACAAUUGAAUUCUGGGUUGCCAUCCCAAUCAUCCACACCUUUCUCUUUUGUUCCUUUUACCCUGCAAUCACAUCCAUCUGCGUCUUGGUCUGCUCCCACUGGUCCCUUCCAAUCUCCGGUUUCCCAAAUCCCUAAUUCCCUUCUCGUUAUCUCUAUCUUCAGGAAACCCUACUUUUGCUGUGGAGUGAUUAGCCUGCUUUUCUUUGUUGUGUGGAUUAGGGUUUUUUUUUGUUGUUGUUGUUGGGUGCCUCUCUUGGCUGCUUGUGUGAAGUUGGUUAUCUUUCCUUAUCUGUCCCCCCCCACACACAUCUUCCCCGGAAUCUCACUCCACAACCUCGUUUUGCAUGAUUUUUUCAGCUAUUGAUCGAUCGGCAUCUGUUGAUUCGCCAUUCAAGAAACAGUUCGGAUCUGAUUUCCAACAGCUAUUUAGGCGAAGAUCAUCGGUGGGAUGGUCAUCAAUCUGAAGGAGAGAGAGAGAGAGAGAGAGCUAGUGUAGAAAACAGAUCCUAUCUUGUGUUCAGGAGUUGAUGAUUUUGGAUUUUGGAGCUUUGACUGGUGUUGGAAACUUUGGAGCCCUCUGUCUCGGUUUCAGGUCCCUUCUGUUUUGCUAGUUAUAUGCUUUAUACACUGGGCUGGUGAAGAUGGUGAUGGAAGAAGUGAGCUGCAGUUCAUCCUGGACAAGGGAGCAGGAAAAAGCAUUUGAAAAUGCUUUGGCAACGCAUCCUGAGGAUUGCAGCGACUGGUGGGAGAAAAUUGCCGCCAAUGUGCCUGGGAAAUCAAUAGAGGAUGUAAAGAACCACUAUGAGCUUUUGCUAGAGGAUAUCAAUGGAAUCGAGUCUGGCCGAGUCCCUCUACCUUGCUAUCCAUCUUUGUCGGACGGUGAUGACCAUGCUAAUGAUGGCGUUAGUGGUAAGAAGGGAGGGCUUUCACAUGGUGAUCCCAGUCAUAGUGGGAAAGCUUCGAAAUCAGAUCAAGAACGCAAAAAGGGAAUCGCAUGGACUGAGGAUGAACACAGAUUGUUCCUUCUUGGACUUGAUAAAUAUGGCAAAGGUGAUUGGAGAAGCAUUUCUCGGAAUUUCGUAAUAUCGAGAACACCUACACAGGUCGCAAGCCAUGCCCAAAAGUACUUCAUUCGGUUGAACUCGAUGAACAAAGAGCGGAGAAGGACCAGCAUCCAUGAUAUCACCAGUGUCGGCAACAUAGACAUAUCGACUCAACCGCCAAUCACUGGUCAAACGAGCAGUCCAGUUGCAGCUACGGGGAGUUCGAUCAACCAAUCUCCUCAGCCAUAUGGAACUGCCAUCGGACAGCCGGUUGGUGGUCCUAUGAUGCCAGCAGUAGGCACUCCGAUUAAUCUUCCUGUUCCCGGAGCACCUCAUAUGGCUUAUGGGGUUCGAGCAGUGGUUCCUGGUGCCCAAGUGAACAUUCCACCAAGUACGUAUCCGAUGCCGCCAACAUCGUGUAAUCGAUAGUAGCAGCAGUAUGUCAUUCUGGGCAAAAGAAAGGAAGUGCUGCUUGUUUCUCAUGCAACUUCAUUAUCAUCUCAAAUAAGCUGAUGGCUGGAAAAGCAUCCUUUUCUUGAUGUAUCUGAGGGCUCGCUGCAGGUUAGAUAGACAAGAGCAGCUCUUAGCACUGUUGUUAAUCAUAUUACUUGUGUGAUGACUCCUUCCAAUCCUAUUCAGAAACAAUAAGUGCAGGAUUCAAAUGGUGUCACAGCAACCGAGUGGUAUAUGAGUCAUGUCAUGUUGACAUAUGUAGUGAUCUUGCAUACACCUUUUUCAUCUACUCCUUAUAAAGGAAAGAAAAAUAAGAACUUGUUUUCGAAAUAGUGCUGUAUUUUUAUGCAGAUUGCAAUAUAAAUAUCCGGUUGUUUGCGGUUUUA
Messenger RNA from Musa acuminata AAA Group (dessert banana), 1946 nucleotides. RefSeq names its product transcription factor SRM1. The transcript has 3 exons. NCBI's taxonomy places the organism in Eukaryota, Viridiplantae, Streptophyta, Magnoliopsida, Zingiberales, Musaceae. The record is from RefSeq and is a predicted model, not a curated record. The coding region runs from base 706 to 1536 and encodes 276 amino acids. Gene Ontology annotation, molecular function: DNA binding.